AUGUAUCUGUUUAUUUGCUUCUAUCUCCUAAUGAGUUUUUUUGAAGAAAUUCAUGGCUUUUGUCCUUCACAAUGCACUUGCGUUUACCAUGGCAGAAGUGAUGGCACUGGAACAAGAUCUGUACUUUGUAAUGACCCUGACAUGUACGAGAUCCCUGUGAAUGUUCCUGUGGAUACUGUAAAACUGCGUAUAGAGAAAACUGUCAUACGAAGGAUUCCCACUGAAGCCUUUUACUACCUGGUAGAUCUCAAAUACCUGUGGGUCACUUACAACUGUGUAGCCAACAUUGAUAUCAGCAGCUUCUACAACUUGAAACAGCUGCACGAGCUGAGGCUGGAUGGUAAUCUGCUUUCAACUUUCCCUUGGGAAUCCCUGGCCGAGAUGCCCAACUUACGGACUCUUGAUCUCCACAACAACAAGUUGACCAGCAUUCCCGCUGAUGCUGGCCGCUUCCUGAGAAACCUCACCUACCUGGACCUAUCCAGCAACAAGCUGACCACCUUGCCAUCAGACCUCAUGGACAUUUGGCCCCCCUUCUCAGGAGCUAUCGUGUCCAAGAGCACAGACAUUCUGGUGACACAGAGAGUAAUCUUGGGUUUUCAGGACAACCCAUGGUUCUGUGACUGUCGCAUUUCAAAGCUAAUUGAAUUUUCCAAAAUUGUGGACACCUCCGUUGUACUUCUUGAUCCAUUGGUUUCAUGUAGUGGACCUGAGAGCCUGGCAGGAAUCUUGUUCCAGAGAGCUGAGUUGGAGCAGUGUCUUAAACCAUCUGUGAUGACCUCAGCAACAAAAAUCACCUCCCCACUGGGCAGCAAUGUCCUGCUACGCUGUGACGCCACGGGCUACCCAACACCACAGCUCACUUGGAAUAGGUCAGACAAUGUUCCAGUGAACUACACAGUAAUUCAAGAAAGUCCUGGAGAGGGUGUCAGGUGGUCCAUAAUGAGCUUGACAGGAAUUUCUUACAAGGACGCAGGAGAAUACAGAUGUAAAGCCAAGAACUUGGCAGGAAUGUCAGAAGCUGCCGUGACUGUCACAGUGGUUGGUGUAGUUACUACAACUGUGUCACCACAGAAGUUUGGGAGGAAGCCAGAGGCUGAGAGGCAGAAUACAACUCAGGAGGAAUCCAAGCAGGAGCCUGAGAGGACAACCACACCUCUUCCCAUCACACCAACCACCACAGCUCUGGUGAGUACUGAAAGAUCAACCAGCAUGACAUUUACUGACAAAAAGCAAUCCAGGCUCAUGUUGGAUGGAAGGAAAGUUUCAAAGGCAGUGACAAAUGGAAACAGAAAGCAGAUUGGAGAUUCAAGCAAGAAAGGUGAGGAUACUUCAUUGAACACAGCAGGUGUGGCUGAGCAAAAUGUUACUGUGAAGAACCUAAGAGUGAUCAGUGAAUCUGAUGAAAGAGUGACCUUAACUUGGAAAACUGUCAAUGCCACAGGUAAUUCCGCUGUGACUGUGUUAUACUCCAAGUAUGGUGAGAAAGACAUGUUGCCUCUCAGCACUGAUUCUAACAAAAACAAAGUCACAAUCGAUGGUUUGCAACCUAGUACUCAAUAUAUGGCAUGUGUCUCACCCAAAGGCGUGCCGCCUACAAAAGAGCAGUGUGUUGUUUUCUCCACUGAUGGGUUAAAUGAUGAAAGCAGCUCUGAGUUUUCUAUCCUGAUAGUGGCCAGCAGUGCAGCAUGUGUGGUUGUUUUACCUUUGAUAUUUUUCUUACUCUACAAAGUUUUAAGACUUCAUUUGAAACCAAAGUCUGCAAAGGAAGCUGAACUUGCAAAAGAGACUUACGUGCAAUUUGAAACACUGUCUCUGAAGCCUCGAACGCUGAGUGCAGGAGACCAGCUUUGGGCACGAAGGUACACGGAUGAGUCAGAAAGACUUCUCCUUUGCUCUAGAUCAAGCAUGGAUUCUCAAAUGACCUUCAAAAGUGAGGGCUCCAGGUCUGAGUAUCUGUGCUGA
This is a messenger RNA of Onychostruthus taczanowskii (white-rumped snowfinch), 1965 nucleotides long. RefSeq names its product leucine rich repeat, Ig-like and transmembrane domains 3 (gene LRIT3). Gene Ontology annotation, molecular function: protein binding. The transcript is spliced from 4 exons. The record is from RefSeq and is a predicted model, not a curated record. Lineage: Eukaryota; Metazoa; Chordata; Aves; Passeriformes; Passeridae. Bases 1 to 1965 code for a protein of 654 amino acids.